AUGGAAGAUUACUUCUCUGCGGUCCGCAAGAUGGAGCAAACAGUGAUGUUCCCCAGCGUUCUCCAGGGCGUCCCCUUGGAAUGGCAGGACAACACGCCUGAGGCUGACUCGGGCGGCAAAGAUCUGUAUGAUUAUUACACGCUGCUGAAAUCCAUCAAGCUGAUUGUGGAAGGUGGCCUCAUGCCUCUCAGUAACCAGAACCCUGAUGUUGCCAGCCGUCUGAAAGAACAGGAAGAGAAAGAGAAGCAGAACCCUGAAGGCUAUUUCUAUUACCACGUGUCCAGCUUGUAUCGUGUCCUCGCACAGCUGACAAGGAGAGCCAACGCCGUCACCUCCAAAUACAAUGAAAUUAUGGGGCAGAUUAACCAGGGCGAAAUUCAUCUCAGCUGA
This is a messenger RNA of Podarcis lilfordi (Lilford's wall lizard), 390 nucleotides long. The record is from the annotation of a GenBank genome assembly. Lineage: Eukaryota; Metazoa; Chordata; Lepidosauria; Squamata; Lacertidae.